Aureobasidium musti is the source of this 1887-nucleotide messenger RNA. The record is from the annotation of a GenBank genome assembly. Lineage: Eukaryota; Fungi; Ascomycota; Dothideomycetes; Dothideales; Saccotheciaceae.
AAUAUCGCUCUGCCGUUCAUCGACAUGGCUGGUCGUUCGGAAGAUGUCUACUGCACGUUGGUAACUAGCGACUCGUACGUUGCGGGAGCCGCCGUGCUUGCGCAUUCUCUAAGAGAUAAUGGUACAAAGAAGAAGCUGGCGGUACUUAUUACUGUCGACUCUCUACGAUCUUCUACCAUUACGGAACUCAAGCGCAUCACCUCCCCCAACCUUGCCAACCUUUACCUGAUGGGUCGUGGUGACCUUCGCGAUGCCUUUACCAAGAUCAACCUCUGGCGCCAGACCCAAUUCCGAAAGAUCGUCUACCUUGACGCAGAUACUGUUGCCCUCCGCGCUCCCGACGAGCUCUUCGAUCUCGAGGCAUCCUUUGCUGGUGCGCCUGAUGUUGGUUGGCCCGAUGCCUUCAACACUGGAGUCAUGGUCAUUUCACCACACAUGGGAGACUACUGGGCAUUGAAGACACUGGCUGCCACAGGAGACAGUUUCGAUGGAGCAGACCAAGGUCUCCUGAACCAGUACUACGAACACAANAACUGGCACCGCUUGAGCUUCGUCUACAACUGCACCCCAAGCGCAAACUACCAAUACGAACCUGCCUACCGCUAUCACAAGUCGCGAAUCGCCGUGGUCCAUUUCAUUGGAAAGAACAAGCCAUGGAAUAGCGCCAGAUCGCAGAAUGCGACCCCUGGAGCAUACAAUGAACUCCUUUAUCGUUGGUGGGCCGUCUACGACAGACACUUCAAGGAGCCGGCUGCCGAGUAUACGUCAGGUCGCUAUUCGCCUGCAUCUUCUCCAAUUUCACAGCCAGAAGCUCCUAUCCUUACUACUGAAGCCGAUCCUGCCGAGGAGAGGGAGCUGGGAGAAGAGCUGGCCCAAGGUCGUGUUGAGCCUACACCAACAAUUCUCCGCGCCACAAGCAGAGUGGGACGCGACUCGCCACCUACCGACUCGAAACCUGAGGCCGCCAACUUCCCUACCACCACUUAUGACUUUAACCAAGACAAGGAAUUCUUCCGCCCACCCAAGACCUACCCUGAACCUNNCCCAAGGACAUGUGGUAUGAGGUACCCAAGACGAAGCCCNGAUCCACCUUCAGCAAAGCCCAAGCCUGUGUUCCCAUGGGAAGAAAGACAAGCACCUGCCCCUACCAGAAGGUUCCUUGAAGAUCUUGAAUCCCCUGAUUCGACUCCUCAACCUGGAGUCACCAUUCCAUCUGCCGAUUUCACAGCUAGUUUCAACAGUCCGUCUACCCCCGUCAUCAAGGUCACGACUGAGACUCCCUGGGAAGACUACGCCUCAAACAAUAAGAACGCUUGGGACGGCGUCGUCGGCAUCGACACCUACAUUCGUAGACUGAAUGAGGCUCAAUCAAGUCGUCGUAGGAGCUCGGUUCACCCCAAAACUCCUGCCACAAGCACCCAAUUUGAACGUAAAGAAAGCUUGAUCCUCACCGAUUUUCCCUCCGAGAUAGACCGUCCUAGCCUUCCAGUCACCCCAGCACCCAUCCGCAGAAAGAAUUUCUGGGCAGGCGAACGAGACAACAAUGGACAACUUCCAUCUGCAGAAGGCGUUCCUGAGCAGGCAGACUGGAACCCCGAAGAGAAACUUGAAGAGCUGAGACGUGGCUCUCUCACAACACCACUUGACCUGAAGAUGCCCGAGAAGAAACUCCCCAGCCGCGAAAUGCCAUCGACCGCGCCAGCAUUCUAUAACAAGGAAACUGCCCCUUCCAGCUUCCCAGCAAACACCAACCAAGGCGCUUCAUCUUCGACCGCAGCCGCAACUGCCACCCCUCAAUUCAACAACCCCGGUUUCUCCAGCUCUAGCUCGGACUCGAAGGCAGAAGAAGUCCUCAGCCCUACGGAGCAUGGCUCGCGUCAAUUCUAG